UGCUGCUACCGUUGUGGAGGAACGACGAUGUCGGAGCAGGAGUCUCUGAGGUGCUCCAGUGCCAGGAACCGUGGAGGCGUACAGAGGGUGGAAGGAAAACUGCGAGCCAGUGUAGAAAAGGGGGACUACUAUGAAGCACACCAGAUGUACAGGACUUUAUUUUUUAGGUACAUGUCACAGGCAAAACAUGCUGAGGCCAGGGAGCUGAUGUACAAUGGUGCUCUGCUCUUCUUCAGCUAUAACCAGCAAAACAGUGCAGCAGAUCUGUCCAUGCUGGUGCUGGAGGUUUUGGAGAAAUCUGAGACAAAAGUGGAAGAUGACAUAUUAGAAAGCCUUGCUAAGCUGUUCAGUCAGAUGGACCAGAACUCUCCAGAGAGGGUAGCAUUUGUGUCUAGAGCCUUGAAGUGGUCCACAGGAGGGUCUGGCAAGUUGGGCCACCCAAAACUACACCAGCUGCUGGCCGUCACCUUGUGGAAAGAGCAAAACUACAGUGAGUCUCGCUAUCACUUCCUGCAUUCAUCUGAUGGGGAGGGCUGUGCGCAGAUGCUGGUGGAAUAUUCAGCGUCGCGAGGCUUCCGCAGUGAGGUCGACAUGUUUGUGGCGCAGGCCGUCCUACAGUUCCUCUGCUUAAAGAACAAAAACAGCGCUUCCGUGGUGUUCAGCACGUACACAGAGAAACACCCGUCCAUAGAGAAGGGCCCUCCCUUUGUCCAGCCUCUACUAAACUUUAUCUGGUUUCUGCUGCUGGCAGUGGAUGGGGGUAAAUUAACAGUUUUCACAGUGUUAUGUGAGCAGUAUCAGCCUUCUCUGAAGAGGGAUCCCAUGUAUAAUGAGUAUCUCGACAGAAUAGGACAGCUUUUCUUUGGUGUUCCACCCAAACAGUCUCCAUCAUACGGUGGACUCCUAGGAAAUCUGCUGAACAGCCUGAUGGGUUCGGGUGAGGAUGACGACGGUGCUGAAGAAGCCCAGGAGGACAGCAGCCCAAUAGAACUAGACUGAGCCUGCAGCCUGGGACAAAGUCAACGAACAAACAACCACGAAAAAAAAAAAAGAGGAAGACCAACCCCGCCUCCCUCCUUCACCUCCACAACGGGGUCAAGGCGAGGCGCUGGUCCGUGUUUUCAGAGGCGUGCUGUUUCACAAAACUCCCUCCAUUCUCCCAACCAUCCAGUCCAAAAUCAGAACAAGUCUCACGCCGCCAAAACAUCCCCGUCAGCACUGCCCGGACUGACUGCGCCAAACUGCAAAACUCUUCCCGUGCUGAAUUAUUGUAAGACUAUAUUAUUUUAUUUUAACCAUCAUUUUUUGUUAGUUUGGGACUCUUGCUGUCUGUGUCGGGGUGUUUGCUUUUUAAACAAGAGAUAACGAACUGUCCUCUGCCCGUGACAACCUGCUCCCAGGAGAUGGGCGUGGUUGGAGUCCUCCAACUGGGGGAGACAGCCUCACAAGUGUAACCCCUCUUCAUAAUGUUGUUUACAUCAUUUUAAGAGGGUUUAGUCAGCUCACUACAAUUCUCUACAUGUUUUGUUUUGUUAUGCAGCCACACAGCUCGAUCAGAGCCUUGGUGCUGCUGCAGUUUUUUCAAUGACUUAUUCCGUUACAAGUCUCUUCUUUCGGUAGUAAAUUAAAUUGUACUUUUAGCCAAGGCUACGUUUCAGCAUUGCAUCUCUAGUUUAAUGGACAUAAAAAGACAUCACAGCUCUGUGUACGCUAUUGUCAGAGGUCAUGUUGCACCUUGAAUAUCAACCAAACAAACAAUUUCUUUUGUAGUGUAGAUUGUAGUGUCUUUUUCUUUUGUUCAGAUUACUGCGAACAUACAGCCGUCUGUAUACAAAUAGCUCCAUUGUAGCAGCCAAACUUUUUUUUGUGCACUUGUUCAACUGCUGCUAAGCUCCUUUACAUCUUCAUGCGGAAUUGUCUGUCAGGAAAAAAAAAUCCAGGUUGGAUUUUUGUUAGUUUUAAGAAAUUCUGGCAAUGACUUACUCGAAGCACUUAUGAAAGAAGCAGAAUUAGAUAUUGGGAAACUGUGUUGCAUGCUGUAAAUUGCUAAUAUUGAAAUUUGCUGCUUACCCGACUCCUUUAUUUCCGUCAGACAAUUCCUCUUGGAGACGAUCAAUAAUAAAAAAACGAGCUCAGCCAGUGCACACCAAGAAGCUCAAGUUCAUUCAGUCGCUGCUGUUUAUCAGUGUUAAAUCCAUUGGCCGUCAGAGAACACAGCUUUCUUUUCUUUGCUCACAUCAAUCUGUCCUCAACGUUUUUUGUCCUUGUAGUGACAUUCGAUCAGUCCAGCUCUUGUCAAUCUGCAGUUCCUUUUAAAGCCCCAGCGAUGAUUCAUAUUAUCUUAAAAGCAUUUCAGUUCCCCUGCAGUGUCCAAAUUUUCAUUAAAUACCAGAAAACUAGGAAUAUCCAGUGGUCUUCCAAUCCAGAUUAAUGUUUAUGUACUUUUUUGUAAUUAUCUAGGCUGGGCGAUGGAAGUCCCAAAUGGCCAAUAUUAAUAAAACCAUCACAAAACAAGAAAUAGAAUGAACAGAGUGAAACAAAUAUGAACCAAUACAUUGUAAAAUGAUUCAAAACAGUAGCUUUAACGAAAUUUUGGGAACUUGUAUAUUCAAUAAAGUGAACUCUAAGAAGAAAAACAAGAUUGCUGUUGAUAAUUAGCUGUUAUAAAUAAAUUGAGUAAUGGAACAGGUUUUUGGUUCUUUCACUGUUUCACAUUUGAUUAAUGAUUUCUUAUAUUUCAUGUGUUUAAUGUUGGCCCUUUUGGUGUUCCAUACAGGACUGGCUGACGCAAUGUCACAUGGCUACAGCGGGACAGAUAGCGUAGUGCUGGUUUGUCCGUGUAAAUGCUCUGCUGUGGUAGCAUCUGUCUAAUGUUGGUGUUGACGAUGUAGGAAAGAGACCAGUGAUGUGGCAAAGAGUUAACCGCAGCACUAACUAAAAAUUGGGGGGAAAAAAAAAAGAUAAUCUAAAAGUCUAGUGUAAAAACCUGCAAACACUGUUUAAAUGACUCAACUUAGACAAAAUAUUGUGAAAGGUUUCUCUCUGGUGCCCGGCUCAUCACGCAGGCUUCUCUGUUGCACCACUGAGGUCGACCAUCUGAAGGGAAAUUCAGGCCUAAAUGGCUUUUAGGUUCCUUAGCAACAAAACACAUUUUCUGAAGAGGUCAGUUUGGAGGACGACAUCAGAGGAUGUGUUCUGGUACUCAUGAUUGCGCUUUAUUUUUUUUUUAUUCAGUGUUAAAUGUUACAGUGUCCUUUUAUGUGAAGCUGGAACAGAAACAUGUAAAAGGAGGAAGGAAUGAAACUCGAUUUUUAUUUAUUUUUUUGUUAACCUGAAAGCCGCUUAAGUCAGAAUUGCCCUGUAAUUACCUGGAUAAUGUGUGUGACCAAAGGCCUACUGUGUCAGUGAACAUCAUCACAGCUGUUUGUUUUUGAUGAUUUUUGUCCUUUGAGAACUAAAGCGGAGUGUUUGCCUUUUCAACAGUUCACUAAUUCAGUAAAUAAACUACAACUGAGAAGAGUUUGAGAAUGUCAAA
Stegastes partitus (bicolor damselfish) is the source of this 3535-nucleotide messenger RNA. RefSeq names its product guided entry of tail-anchored proteins factor 4 (gene get4). Gene Ontology annotation, biological process: protein insertion into ER membrane. The coding region runs from base 28 to 999 and encodes 323 amino acids. The transcript is spliced from 9 exons. Gene Ontology annotation, molecular function: protein binding. The record is from RefSeq and is a predicted model, not a curated record. Lineage: Eukaryota; Metazoa; Chordata; Actinopteri; Pomacentridae. Gene Ontology annotation, cellular component: BAT3 complex; cytosol.